This is a messenger RNA of Hevea brasiliensis (rubber tree), 632 nucleotides long. RefSeq lists its product as uncharacterized. The transcript is spliced from 3 exons. The record is from RefSeq and is a predicted model, not a curated record. Lineage: Eukaryota; Viridiplantae; Streptophyta; Magnoliopsida; Malpighiales; Euphorbiaceae. Bases 141 to 287 code for a protein of 48 amino acids.
AAUUGCACAUGAGCUGCGCUAAAGUGUGCCAAAACAAAACGGCAUAAACCCCUUAAUAUUUUCUUCUUUACCAAGUCGAAGCGAAUUUGAAAGCCCUGGGUUCAGAGAUUAUCUUCACCUCUCUAGCUCUCUCUCAAAAAAUGGCGGACUCAAUAAUGCGCCCGUGGUUUCUCGAUUUGGUACCUCUUUUGGUGGUUCUUCUAAUAGCAGCUCACGUCCUCGCUUUGGUUUACUGGAUUUACAGGCUAGCUACUGAUAAACAGCCCCAAAGAAGAAAAGCACACUGAGGAUUAAGCAGGUACUUGUUCCUAAUGCGGAAUGGGCUUCUAUUUGGACCGGUUAUAUGACAAUCACAGAGAACUCCUUAUACAUAUCGUGUAGCUUGUGUUUUUUGGGACAUCACAUUGCUGCAUGUUCCUUGUCUGUGGAAUUGCUGCGCCAUCCAACAUUAUUGAGUGCCUGGAAUUGCCCUUGCUGUUUGCACCAUUGAACGCUUGGACAACGGUUGAUUUGAUUGUUUGACUGUACUUGAUUUCUCCCCUUUCUUCCUUGAGAUACACGUUCACCAACACUGUCUCCAACACUAUCUUUGACCAACCGGGAAUUUCAUUAUACUUUAGUUGUUGACCAAA